Molecule: messenger RNA, 534 nt
Organism: Catharus ustulatus (Swainson's thrush)
Lineage: Eukaryota; Metazoa; Chordata; Aves; Passeriformes; Turdidae
Product: coiled-coil-helix-coiled-coil-helix domain-containing protein 5-like
Exons: 5
Coding region: 29-400 (123 amino acids)
Source: RefSeq, a predicted model, not a curated record
GUGGAGCGGCGGAAGCGGAAGUGGCGCCAUGGAGGCGCUGGCUGUCACCGCCCAGCUCUGCGGGCCGGAGCUGGAGCGCUACGGGCGCUGCGUGGCCGCGAGUCCCGGGAGCUGGCACCGAGAUUGUCACCAACUGUCCCUGAGUGUCACCGAGUGCGCCUCCAACCACCCCCUGGUUCGCCGGAUCCGCCGCGAUUGCUCCGAGCCCUUCGGGGCCUUCGAGCGCUGCCUGAGGGAGCGGCCCAGGGACACGGCCCAGUGCCAGCCCCACGUCUCCAGGUUCCUGCAGUGUGCCCAGAACGUCACCCAGCUGUCACCAAAUGUCACCCAGAAUGUCACCUCAGGUGCCACCCCCAGUGCCACCCCCGAGGGGACCUCCCCAGAGAAUUCCUGGAAUUAAAACCUCGGGAAAACUUCGGAACCUUCCGGAAUCUUCUCCCAAAUCCUCAGAAUUUCCCCUCUGGAAAAGGAGAAAAUUCCCAAAUUUCCAGGAUUUUAUCCCAAAAAUCAGAGCAAGAAAUAAAAAUUCCAGCA